ACCCCGCCCCGUCCCCCGACCGUAGCGCGGUGCAAGAACCGUCCGGCGCGCUCGAACAAACGCUGCGGCAAAGCGUGCGCAGAGGUUAUCCGCGCGUUCGGCGUCCGGUGACACGACAACCGUCAGCGAGACGAUUAUUAUUAUUACUAUUAUUAUUCCACGAACGCGAACCGUUGUGCCGAGUGCUGGACCGUCGGGUGAAACGCGUGCGGACGGACGGCGUCGGAAGAGAUGGUCGGCGGCGGUGUUCUUUGCUUACCCGCCUACGCGUGAUCCGCGCCUGCACGUCGGACGCGUUUGCUGCGCGGCGCGGCCACGAAUACUUGCGCGGCCGGAUCGCGGAAUCGUUCCGCGCUGAACGGAUAACCGCCCGGGCUCGUGCAGGUCAGGCGUGUUCGGUGCGAUAGGGGUGUGUGCACGGUUCGUCGCGGCCGAGACCGAGACAAAAAAAAAAAAAAAAGGAGAAAGAAAAAACUUCCAUUCCGCGCGGUAAAACGUUUCCCCGUGUUGUGUUUCUAUCCGAAUAAUUUCAAAUUUCCAACGUUAAACAAUGACCUUCUCUAAACGCCUACUUUCAAUAUAGAUGAACAUAAUUAUUUCCCUAUAAUUGUGUGAUGGGUUCGACGCAAAAAUGAACGAUCGGAAACACUCGAAGCGCCAUCUAGUAAGAGGGUUGUACAUGGCGAGUAAUUGUUGCAAAAUUCAAUCAAAUGAAUGAAAUAAUAAAACUUUUACCCAUGGUAAUGCGUGUUACGUGAAGUUGACGGAAUGAUUCGAGUUAGGCGGACGAGUCGCGACCGUGGCUUAUCAAUAAUUGUGUAAUCACAGUCGAAAUGUCUUAUCAAAUCGAUCCAGAAAGUAUAAACAAUAAUAAUAAAAUUAUUGAUUGUGGCCGAAUUAUUUUUCAUAGGAACACGAUGAACUCGCCCAGUCCAGAAGUGGAUGUCUUUAUUAGCAAUUACACAAUCGUUGAUCCAGACGUAUAUCAUUUGUGGGUGAACGGAUAUUCUGCCUCUGAAGCGGUGUCCAUUCUGAAACAGUAUGGCAUUCUGGAAGAGAUGGGCACAACACUUGACUUGGUUGCAUCGGACAUAUUAGAUCAUUACCGAACUUACAGUUUGCUUGAAAAAUUGAUUCACUAUCCUACGAAAUUAGAUCAACAACUGGCAUUUCAGAUUGAGCCGCAGACCAAACACAUUUUAGUAGAAAAAUAUUAUGAAAUUGAUGAUAUUGUUGUUAGAGAAUUCCUUGGGAAAAAAUUGUCGUCUAAACAUCGCAAAGAUUUAGAUGAAGUUAGUGAAAAAACAAGUAUUGCUAUAAAAUCUUGCCGACGUCAAUUUGACAAUGUUAAAAGAGUUUUCAAGGCUGUCGAAGAACUGCAAGGCUCUGUUAUUCAAAAUAUUUCUAGUAUAUUCUUACUAUCUGAAGAUUUAGCAAAAAAGUAUGGAGUGAUUGUUUUCAUAGCUUGUAUGCGUUUUGAAACAUCUAAAAGAAAGUUACAAACAUUAACAUUUCCUGACUUUUAUGAAUCAACUCUUUGUAUAAUGAACAAAUGGACUUAUCCUAAAAAUAGUCCAGAAUUUGGAGAUACAGACUUGGAUAGAGAGUUUCUACUGGAUUUAAGAGAAGUUAGAAUAUUAUUAGACAAAGAAAAAGACCAUAAACAUGUUGUUUGUCAAAAAUUAAAGCCAGAAUUUCUUGAAAAAACAUAUAAUAGUAUGGAAGUUAAUUUCCGUUCAUUAAGUCGUGCUAUUAUUGGAAUUGCUUAUAAUCUUCACCAUAACAGAGACUUAAGAGGAUUCUUCCUUGAAGUAGUAGAAAGGAUUAUUGAUCCAUGGAAAUUACUUGCUUGGAGUAAAACAGAUGUAAUGAAUUUUCUUAAAGUAUAUAUUAACAGUGCCAUUGAAUUAGAUAUAUUUCAGGAUGCAGAAGUCAAGAAAGCUUGGGAACGCUAUAUGGAUGUAAUAACUACCAGUGUUAAGCAACUUUAUUAAAUCUUUAUCAUACAAUGAAUGACUAUUUAAAAAAAAAAAAAAAAU
This is a messenger RNA of Sipha flava (yellow sugarcane aphid), 2039 nucleotides long. It is a transcript of the gene Fibp, whose product is annotated as acidic fibroblast growth factor intracellular-binding protein. The transcript has 11 exons. Gene Ontology annotation, cellular component: nucleus. Lineage: Eukaryota; Metazoa; Arthropoda; Insecta; Hemiptera; Aphididae. The coding region runs from base 834 to 1994 and encodes 386 amino acids. The record is from RefSeq and is a predicted model, not a curated record.